This is a messenger RNA of Vigna unguiculata (cowpea), 1702 nucleotides long. It is a transcript of the gene ABC4, whose product is annotated as UbiA prenyltransferase family protein. NCBI's taxonomy places the organism in Eukaryota, Viridiplantae, Streptophyta, Magnoliopsida, Fabales, Fabaceae. Gene Ontology annotation, biological process: phylloquinone biosynthetic process. Gene Ontology annotation, cellular component: membrane. Gene Ontology annotation, molecular function: prenyltransferase activity. The record is from RefSeq and is a predicted model, not a curated record.
AGGGAUUGCAAUGUGUAAGGAGAUAGGAUUCUUCAUGGAGAAAGAUUGAGAAAAGCGUUUUUCACUUUCAGUUUCAGUUAUCCCUCACUUCUCUUCUGAUGCUUUUCUCAAACUCAACUAGUUCAUCACAGUAUUCACUCACCCAAAUGAUAAGGCAGUAACCCAAAUGGCUGCCACGUGCUGCAACUUCACCCAACCUUCUUCUGCUUUCAGCAAACUCCAUGACCACAUUCAGCUGCAGCGCUACUUCACAAAGUGCCAGCAGAGAUCAACAUGUAGUGUUGUGAAAGUCUUUUUUCAUAGGAGAUAUGGGGGAAGGUUGGAAGUUGAACAGUAUCAACAUGUGUUAUGUGCAAGAGGAGUGGAGUUAUCCCCUUCUGUCAUUGGAGACUCUGGAGAUGAAACUGAGGAAGAUAUUUCAAAGGAAACGUUGAUUUGGAGAGCCAUCAAGUUGCCAAUUUACUCUGUUGCAUUGAUUCCUCUCACUGUAGGUAGUGCAGCAGCGUAUUUGCAGACAGGGAUAUUCUCAGCUAGAUGUUAUUUUGUUCUACUGGCUUCCUCAGUUCUUGUUAUUACCUGGCUCAAUUUAAGCAAUGAUGUUUAUGAUUUUGACACUGGAGUUGACAAGAACAAAAAGGAAUCAGUUGUAAACCUGGUCGGUAGUCGUAAAGGAACCUUCAUUGCUGCGUACUUGUGCCUUGCUCUUGGCUUCGUUGGGCUGGCUUGGACUGCUGUUGCAGAAAAAAACAUUCGUUCAAUGUUGUUUCUUGUUUGUGCAAUUAUUUGUGGCUAUAUAUAUCAGUGUCCACCAUUUCGGUUAAGCUACCAGGGGCUGGGAGAGCCCUUGUGUUUUGCAGCAUUUGGUCCCUUUGCUACUAGUGCUUUUUAUUUACUACAUGGGAGUGCAAGUGUGAUGAAUCGUGUCCCUUUAAGUGGAACAGUUCUUUCUGCAUCAAUUCUUGUUGGCCUCACAACAUCUCUUAUCUUGUUUUGCAGUCAUUUCCAUCAGGUGGAAGGAGACAAAGAGGUUGGGAAAAUGUCACCAUUGGUUAGACUUGGCACUGAAAAAGGUGCAGAGGUAGUGAAAGGGGCAGUUUUGAUGCUUUAUGCUCUUUUGGCUGCUUUUGGUCUAAGCAAGGCACUUCCUCUUACUUGUAUAUUCCUUUGUGCAUUGACCUUGCCAAUGGGAAACCUGGUCGUUAGAUUUGUAGAAGAGAAUCACAAGGACAAAAACAAGAUUUUCAUGGCUAAGUACUUCUGUGUAAGGCUACAUGCUUUGUUUGGAGUUGCUCUGGCUUUAGGCCUAGUACUGGCUAGAAAAACAACAUUUACACCAUGGCCAAUAUUGAGUUGAAGAUUGGCUUGUGGAAAGAGGAAGUAAACCAUAACAUUCUGGUGAUGAACACUUUCUUCUGCAUAUGGUUUCGAAACAAUUCUCAUUUUCUUCCUCUUCUUGUGGCCUAAUGAGUUUGAAGAAACUGAAUGACAUUGACAACAAUCAAGAGUUGUGCAAAAAGCAGAAGAUGGUUCCACUAUACAUGCACCUUUCCACUGUUAGCCCUUAGUUGAUUAGAAGAACAACAACAGUCGCUGCUAAGAAUUUUUUUUUUUUUUUGUGAAAUCAGAUCACAUGUAGAUUCUUUAAUAUUUGACAACAAACUAUACAGAUUAGAAUGAAAAUUGGAUUAACCAUAGAGUGAAA